AAAGAAAAUCCUUGUGCCAGUGACGUCUCAACACAAUGGAGCAAAGGUUAACUUUCUGUCUAAUGAAUCAUGGAAAUCUGAAGGGAAAUGACUCAAAUAUACAUAGCUGCAAAAUAACCAGUGAUAAAUAAUCAAUAUUUGUCUGCUUUUAUCAUUUCUCUGAAGGCUACUGAAGUUAAUCAAUUUAGAUUUCAUCAUCCAUAAACAGUUAUGAGGACAUUAAGUGAAGCUCUGAAAUAUUCCAUAGGUCAUAAAUACCUCAAGAUUGACCAAUAAGGUUUUAGAGGGAAGUGAUUGAUAUCAGAACAAAAUGGGACUUUGCCUCAGGACCAGGCCGGCCCACUGACACUCUGCAACCAGCUAAACUCAGAGGUUACUUCUACUGCGGCAACACAUCGUUCUGAUGAGCACAUGUGACGCAUGACGAGCACCUAAUUUCUACUCUGCAAGACACCGAAAGGCAGCAUUGGUCAUAAUGAGCACAGAAAGGGGUGAGCAGGUCAUCAUCGAUACCCACCACACCACAAUCCACACACUGGGCAGGCAAAAUGAGUCGAAGCAGCUGCGAUAUAUGCAGAAAGAUGGCAGGUUCUCUGUGGAUUUUCAGAAGGCUCCUGGAGACUGGAGUCCAUACCUGAUGGACAUCUUCACCACUCUUGUGGAGAUCCGCUGGAGGGUGAUGUUACUCAUCUUUUCCCUCUCUUAUAUCCUCUCCUGGCUGUUUUUUGGCCUCUGUUAUUGGCUCAUUGCACAUGUACACGGAGAUGUGGACAAUCCAGACGAUGAACUCUGUGUGGCAAAUGUGCGUGGCUUUACUGGAGCCUUUAUGUUCUCAAUGGAAACCCAGGCAACUAUUGGCUAUGGCUUCAGGGGGAUGACUGAGAACUGUAUGGUGGCCAUCGUGGUGGUGACAGUUCAAGAUAUAUUCAGCUGCCUCCUUGACACUAUUGUCAUUGGCAUUGUUAUCACUAAAAUGGCAUCCGCUCGCAAGAGAGCCCAGACGGUGGGUUUUAGCAAAUGUGCAGUGGUCAGCCUGCGUGAUCGGGCUCUGUGUCUGUCAUGGCGACUUGGGGACUUAAGAGGUAACCACAUCCUGGAGGGUGUUGUUGGGGCCAUGUUAGUCUGCUAUAAGAAACAGCCACAGGGGUCAAUUGUGAUGUCAUACCAGGACCUGGACAUCCAGAAUCGUGACAUUGUCCUUGCCACACCAGUCACCAUUGUUCACAAACUUGAGCCUGGUAGUCCCCUCUACACUCUGGGCCCCUUAGACCUGCUGGAGGACCAGUUUGAGCUGGUGGUGUCAUUCACCUACACCGGUGACUCUACGGGUAUGCUCCACCAGACGCGAACCUCCUACAGACCAGCAGAUAUCCACUGGGGCCAGCGCUUCCAGGAAAUGCUGAAAGUGGGCAAGAAGCGCUACAAGGCAGACUAUGCCCUGUUCAACGAGACCACGUGGGUGCCGGUGCCCAUGCUCAGUGCGGAGCAGUUGGACAGGGAGAGGCGUCCUGCAGAGGGCAGACAGUCCAACAGUCCAAUUUGUCCAUCAGUCAAGAGAAACGGACACACCUGCCUGAUGAAUCCAGAUGUCAUUGAAGAAGUGAUGCAACAAACCUGUUUGUAGCUUAAAC
This is a messenger RNA of Scatophagus argus, 1631 nucleotides long. Its product is annotated as inward rectifier potassium channel 16-like. Gene Ontology annotation, biological process: potassium ion import across plasma membrane; regulation of monoatomic ion transmembrane transport. The transcript is spliced from 2 exons. NCBI's taxonomy places the organism in Eukaryota, Metazoa, Chordata, Actinopteri, Scatophagidae. The record is from RefSeq and is a predicted model, not a curated record. Gene Ontology annotation, molecular function: inward rectifier potassium channel activity. Bases 476 to 1624 code for a protein of 382 amino acids. Gene Ontology annotation, cellular component: plasma membrane.